UUUAUGACAAAUGAAACAAUAUUACGAGUGGCUAUAAAAAUUCUUAGUUAUUACCACUAUAGCAGCUUUCGUAGGUUGAAAGAAGAGAAAUGGGUAAUCUUUUGGGAUGUAUCGAAGAAGUUCCAGAUUUACAAAGGUUGGAGUAUGAUAUGACUCCUUUGAAUUCAAGUCCUGUUCCUAUUAUAUGGUUGGUGGGUCCGAACGGAAGCGGUAGGUCAAUACAAGCAAGCAUUUUGUCAGAGCGAGUAGGUUUUCAAGUGAUAGAUUUAAGGGAAUUGAUUAAGUCAGAGAGUAAAAAAGAGACCGAUCGAGGAAAAUUAAUUAAGGAUUUCGAAAAAUCGGCCAGAAAAAUUCCCGACGUAAGUAUACGCUAUAGUUUAAUGAAAUAAACAGGAAUAAAUCAA
This is a messenger RNA of Agrilus planipennis (emerald ash borer), 404 nucleotides long. RefSeq names its product adenylate kinase-like. The record is from RefSeq and is a predicted model, not a curated record. The transcript has 2 exons. Lineage: Eukaryota; Metazoa; Arthropoda; Insecta; Coleoptera; Buprestidae. Bases 90 to 389 code for a protein of 99 amino acids.